Molecule: messenger RNA, 3187 nt
Organism: Neodiprion virginianus
Lineage: Eukaryota; Metazoa; Arthropoda; Insecta; Hymenoptera; Diprionidae
Exons: 10
Coding region: 318-2411 (697 amino acids)
Source: RefSeq, a predicted model, not a curated record
GAUGGUUGUUCGAUGUGAUUUUCGCGAGAUUAGGCACCGUACGAAUAUUCAUAUGGAAAUAUGAAUCCGCAGGUUUUCGCUCGUUACCGGAAAACAAAUUGAGAAGAUUGUACAGAUUGCCGCACAGUCGUUAAACCCGUGCUCAAGAGCUGUUUUAUAGUCCCUGAAGUCAUCACGCCACGUAGUUCCGUAAAUUGUAAGAUGACUUCCACCAGGAAGUAGCAUCACUACAGAGCACAUCAUCAUUAAAGCAUUUGUAUACCUUGGUCGAAUACUGUUGCAAAGACAUUUUCCGCGGCUCAAAUAUACCGAAGAAAAUGGUUAAACUAACUUUUUACCUUUACCUCUAUGUCGUUGGGUUGUGCCUUGUAGAUUUAACCAACGGAAAACCACUGGCUAGAGUUCAACGGUCGAAACAUCCCAAAGUGACCUCGAUAAAAACACCCAGGGCGAUCAUCACCAGGGAUGAGUUGGUAGCAUUGGCCCAAUAUGCCAUGCGAAUGAUGGCUUCGAGGAUAAACAUCACUCUUCAACCGACGACAAUUUCUAGUGAUUCUCCGGAACGUCCGGACCAUCCCCGUGUCACUUCUGGCAUCGAUAGGCCUACGAUCACAACGGCACCGCCACCAAGUGUUCCGGGGAUUCGUGAGAAUGUGGAGCAAACAUAUCAAGAAUUCAAUGAAUAUGUGAAUCGGAAAUCACAAGAUCCUCGUCAAAGAGCUGAAGGAGCGAAGAACUUCGCUGUGUUGUCGCAAAAUCCUCUGAAAUUCUCGGUUGGCCAUCGUGUCCAAUUGCCAACUGAAAAUCGGCCUAUAAAAAGUGAACUAUUUACCGCAUCUUCAGAAAGUGAUGUAGAUACUUUUUUAAAAGAAUACAAUCUCGAAUUUUUACCACAACUGGCGUAUAUUCCGCGAACAGAGACGAGUACUGGAGUCAUAUCGUCCGUGGAACACCAAAUUAUUCCAAACAAUCAACUGCUGCCAUUAUCGAAAUAUGUUGUACUAGCAGAUGGGAAUAAAAAUUUGGGUUCGUCGAGCAUUCGAGUAAAAAAUCUUACUAUAGAAAACAUUGCCUCAUCGGAACGGGGAAGUGCCGUCAUGUCAGUUCCCUUUGAGGCAAUAAUAACUUUCACUAGACAAAAGCCAGCACCGUCACCCAAGCUGGACGUUGAUGUUAUUCCAACACGAGACCCUCCCGAUGAUUUCCCUCCAUAUUUUGGAACGAUUUUCCCGGUGGAAAGAAAGACCAGUAAUUCUAGAAGUGGCUCGCUGAUUUCCAGACAAGAAAAUAAUCUCAAUCCGGCAGAAGACACUACGAACGAAGUAAACGCUGACAAGAUAGACGGAGACUUCAAGCCCAUGCUAAAACGACAGGCACAAAGGAAGGGUGUUUUAUUGGAAAUGCUUGGUGUCCCUAUGAAAAAUUCAGAAGAAAAUCGAAACGGCGGUGAAAAGAUGACGACACCGUCGCCUCCUGAUAGCAAUACCUCUGGGAUCAUGAAUGUUGUUGAGUCUUCAAGUGCCCAACUAAAGAAGGGCAACACAGUGUCGCCUGAAACCGGUCCGAUGUCGCAGAGACAAGAAAUCGAGGAAGAAGAGGAAGACGAAGGAUCACUUGGGUCUCUUGCUGACCUGCUACCACUCGUUACGCCCAUCCUGGAGGACCUUAGUGACCCCAAUACGGAUACUGAUCUCGUCGAACUUCUUGAAGCCGGUAUACCUUUGAUAGAGAGCUUGUCGCAAGGUGACGAAGAUGGCGAAGGCGGGAUUGACCUGGUCGGGAUUGUGUCACCUGUCAUAGCAAGCUUAAGCGGGCCAUAUCAAAAUGGUAAUGGAACCAUUUUCCAAGCAAUCCUGCCACUGAUCCUUCCGCUGAUCAGUCCGUUCAUCGGUCCCAUUGUGGGGCCCAUAAUUCAGGGAAGCAGCAACCCUGAUCAACAGAGUGGCUCAUCAAUCACACCAUUGAUUCAAGCCAUCGCGGGACCACUCAGCCUGCCGACACAACCCGGAGGCAUUUCCAUAGCGUCGAGCCUGAUUGCUGGAAUCAUUGCUAGCCUGAGCAAGGAUUUGAAAGCUGGCGCGCAAGGCGGAUCUGACAUCAGUGCGGCAAUAAGUACACUGGUUUCAGGAGUAAUCGCUGGUGGAAGUGCUGGGCUCAGUGCAGGACACAUGAAGCAACCGAGACCAACGCGGACGCAUCACGGAUACGGAACCUACGGCCAGGGUCCAGUUCCCGCUAGCAGCGUCGACACCCUGGAUCUGGUAGGCUCCUCGAUCAAAGAUACUCUGGGCUUGUCACUGCAGCUGGUCAAAUCCGUCAUCUCUUCGGUGACAGAGAUCUUGGGUGCCUCAUCAGCGGAACAUCAUCGACCCGUUUACGGGCCUCCGAAAGCUGAUCAUCGUGUAACGUAACUUUGAACUUGGCCAUUCGAAAUUAUCAUGUUAGGUACGUGUUGUGUUGUAGUUAUCACUUUACGAGAGAUUCAUCGCUGCUUUGAAUCCGAAUCACUCAUUUUAGCAGGUAACGCUAGGUUUACUAACACGAUUGGAAAGAUUUAUUACUCACAGCUGAUGCUGGAUAAAACGUUCGUUCUUCACUCGCUCAUUCCUUGUCGCGUAUAAUUUACCGGAAACAUCCGAUUGCUUGUAUCAUUCACCAAAUUCUCAAGCUGCAAUCGGAAGUGAGCAAAUUUUCAAGUUGCACGAAUACCGUGUAACCCUCUUAUCGGAACGAUAUACAACUAAGUGCAGUUAUAGAAUGUGAUCAAAUGUCGAAGUCGAGGUUCAAGUAACAGAUCGUUUGAAAAUCAAACUAACUAAACUCGAUUUAAAAUUUAUUAGUGAUUGAAGUUUUUAUUGAAUAUUGUUAAAUAAAAAGGCUUCUGUAUCGCAUCAAUAAUAAACGAGUCUGUUUCUUAUUUUUGUAAGCUACUACUACAAAACUCACUGUUAUAAUGAUCUUUCGAUCAUAUUGGCAAAAUGAACCCCCUGAUGUUCAGUUUUCUUCACCGUACUUUAUCACAACGUGAAAUUAACUUGACGUCAUCGUGCACAUGUCACGUGAUAGAUAAAUUAACCCUUGCGCUGUACAUCUUCUCUGCAUAACACUGGUGUCAACCUGGGGUCGCUGAAGACCCCAGCUAAAAAAUCAUUCCGUAGAAAUCGAGAUAUCCGGUAUAUUCUUCAGU